GCGCUCCCUAUGAUCAACUACAUUCUCCUCGUCUCCCGGCAAGGGAAACUCCGCCUGUCGAAAUGGUUUACCACUAUGCAACCCAAGACCAAAGUAAAAAUCGUCAAGGAUGUUACGCAGUUAGUCCUUGCUCGUAGAACUAGGAUGUGUAACUUCCUUGAAUACAAAGAUACCAAGGUAGUCUAUCGUCGAUACGCAUCGUUGUUCUUCGUCUGCGGGAUAAGCUCCUCAGACAACGAACUCGUAACACUGGAAAUCAUACAUCGAUACGUCGAGGUGUUGGAUCGAUAUUUUGGAAAUGUAUGCGAAUUAGAUCUCAUCUUCAACUUCCAGAAAGCAUAUGCGAUCUUGGACGAACUCAUAAUUGCAGGUGAACUACAGGAAUCAUCGAAGAAAUCGGUUUUACGUGUGGUAACACAAUCAGACAGUGUCGAGGAACAGGAGAAGUCGGAGGAUGUUAUGGCCCGCUUAGGUUCGAGGAGUGGUUGAACGACCACCGCUAGUAGAUUAUAUCUUAGUUCCCUGUAUACUAAUACUCUAACAUUGUUAGGCAUGUGAAGACCCAGUUUCCAUUUGGAUACUCAAAAAUGAA
This is a messenger RNA of Marasmius oreades (fairy-ring Marasmius), 592 nucleotides long. Its product is annotated as AP-1 adaptor complex sigma subunit Aps1. Lineage: Eukaryota; Fungi; Basidiomycota; Agaricomycetes; Agaricales; Marasmiaceae. Gene Ontology annotation, molecular function: clathrin-cargo adaptor activity. Bases 10 to 489 code for a protein of 159 amino acids. The transcript has 7 exons. The record is from RefSeq and is a predicted model, not a curated record. Gene Ontology annotation, biological process: protein transport; vesicle-mediated transport. Gene Ontology annotation, cellular component: intracellular membrane-bounded organelle; AP-1 adaptor complex.